Exserohilum turcica Et28A is the source of this 4427-nucleotide messenger RNA. RefSeq lists its product as uncharacterized. Gene Ontology annotation, molecular function: guanyl-nucleotide exchange factor activity; protein binding. The coding region runs from base 269 to 3964 and encodes 1231 amino acids. NCBI's taxonomy places the organism in Eukaryota, Fungi, Ascomycota, Dothideomycetes, Pleosporales, Pleosporaceae. Gene Ontology annotation, cellular component: plasma membrane. The record is from RefSeq and is a predicted model, not a curated record. Gene Ontology annotation, biological process: positive regulation of GTPase activity; Ras protein signal transduction. The transcript has 3 exons.
GUCACGCCCUGCCCUGCCUCUGCACGUCUUCCCAUAACAGCGCGCUAGCUCCUGUCACGCCGGAGUCCCUCAUUCGACACAAACACUGCAACACAGCGCUGUCCAGCCAACUCACCCAAAAAGCUCCCGCUGUUCACGCCUCUUGUCUCCUUCUCACAUCUAACCCAUCAGCCACCCCUGCCUGCCAGAUGCUUGGUAUCUGUGUAUAGGCGGACGUACAGCGCCUAGUUAGCGACUUUUCCCAGGAGCGUCACAUUCCACCAUCAACAUGGCGUCCACCACCCAAGAGCAACAAGACAUGGGCCGGAGAUCCAGCGCACUGGUAGCGCCAUUGAACAUCCACAAGUCGCCCACCAGAUCACGGUCACGCACGGCUGUGCGUGGCCACAGCCGACAGUCUUCUUCAAGAGGCACUCUCUCCAGCCGUUCGCAAUCGCACAUGUCGCCUCCACUGACGCCCAAGACGUCGACCGAGGCCAUGGCCCAGCAACAGUCGGAGCCCCAACCCGAAUUCCACAACUACCUCCGUGCCUUUUAUCACUACAACCCGAGCUCCACCGUAUUCUCCUCGACCGACGAGUCCUCCAUUACCGUGGCCAUCAACCAGGGCGAUGUUAUCCUCGUGCACUCGGUCCAUCCAAAUGGAUGGGCAGAUGGCACAUUGCUGGCCUCGGGCGCCCGUGGAUGGCUUCCUACCAACUACUGCGAACCCUACGACCACCCAAUCAUUCGAAAUCUGCUGACUGCCCUGACAUAUCUCUGGGAUCUUGUCCGCGAUGGCGAGAAUGGCGAUCUGGUCGCCUUCUCAAGGCAGGACUACGUCAAAGGCAUGAUUGUUGGCGUACGCCUUUUCUUGGAAAGGACUGGAUGCCUGCAAAAAGACUCACGCCUCGUCGUCGCCCACGUCGGCUUGCGUCGCAUGCGAAAAGCUCUCUUGGGUGACCUGUCGACGCUUGUAAAGACUGCCAAAUCCUUCCAAGAAGUUUUGCAAUCAAACGAAGCGCCAGUCCCAGUAUUCGAGCACAUGGAUGAGCUCGUGUUCAAAUCCUUCAAGCUUGUCACCAGGGCUGUGCGCUUUCUGGACAUCUGGGCAACAGAUGCCGUGUCUCUCUCACUCUUCGAGCUUGGUGACGCAGGCAACCGGCCACUCACCCCGCCUUCUGAUGCUGUCGUGGAACCGCUGCCAGCAUCAGCGGCAUCGACCGACGACACGCUUUCAGCCAGUAACUGCGACUCUCCCGUUACACAAGGAACUUCAUCGACGCACGAUGACUGGUACACCGGAAUCAACCAACCGUCACGGAAUCUCAGCCGCCUAUCAGUCGCCUUCUCCCUACCCUCCGAAGCGGACUCUGUUCAAUCAUCAGUCAUCCAUUGUCAGCCUCCCGUACAGUCGAAGCGCGUCUCGAUAACACAUCGCCUGUCCCACACGGGCAAAUCGUCGAGCGCGUACAAAGGAAGCCUUGCCUCGGAGAAACUGAAUGCCGCCCACGACGCUUUUCUCGGCUUUAUCGGGUCUUUCAUUGGUUUGCACUUGCAAUCACGCUCGUCUGACGAGCUAGCCCAGAUUACCAAACACUCCGUUGUGGCGUGCCGCCAGCUCCUCACAGUGGUCGAAGACGUUUGGGAAAGGGACUCGCGAAGGUCGAACCCGCUCGAGGAAGCACGGGACACCAUGUACGUCCGUCUGACUGAGCUUGUGCAAGCCACCAAAGACAUGUUCAUCCAGGCAGACGCCGAGGGCGAGGAGGUGAUAGCGCCAGAUGCCGGCAAGCAGAUUGUGGAUGCCGCCACAAGCUGUGUGAGGGCCGCUGGUGACUGUGUCUCCAAGGCUCGCGUCGUGAUUGAGAGGAUAGGAGAUUUUGAGUUUGAGACCGAGGCUGCUGCUGGCCUGGGGCUGUCGCCAUCGAUAUUCCAAGAACCUGGACCCAUUGAGCAGGCCCCACCAGCCGAAAGAUCAGUCUCACCCAGGCCUACCGAGACCGUCAUGGAGACCAACAAGCCGCUACCAGCACCGCCCACUGAGGAGUUCGAGAAGCCUCUACCCCCGGUCGUCUCCGAAUCGAAGCCACUACCUGAUGUGCCGCAACCUUCGCCUGUCGAUGACCCCAGGCUCAGCUUGCAGCCCACGCAGCAAGCCUCGAUUGUCGAGAGCCCCACUGCUGUGUCGUUCAGAUCCUCGCGUGCAUCAUUGCCUCCUCUCAAUGCAGUACCCACUCCGGUGCUAAACCCGCCCACUGUCGCCGAAUCUGUCAACAGUCCUGCAAGCACCACCCAGGGAAGCUUUGUGGGCUCCGUCAAUGCUGACAGCGUCAGCGUAUCUGUGAACGAUAGUGCCAGCACCUACCACUGCAGCGCACGAGGCGGAUCUGUAAGCGCCGAAUCUCACACAUCGACCCGCGCCACAACUCCGGACCAUUCGCCCACCAAGAAGCAGAGCUGUCAGACCUUGGUUAGCUGCGCUGACAGUUCGUAUGAGACGGGCGAGGACAUUGCUGCGGGCGAGGAGCAUUUGUUCGAGACAACAUACGUGCAUGAGCUUAUCUACAACAAGGACGGCCAGAUUUCGGGCGGUUCCCUUCCCGCUCUUGUGGAGCAGCUGACAACCUUUGAGUCUACACCAGACGUUGUCUUUGUGAACGCCUUCUACCUUACCUUCCGCCUCUUCGCCACACCGAUCGAACUUGCGCAGUGCCUGAUCGACCGGUUCGACUACAUUGGCAACAGCCAGGAGGUGGGUGUGCCAGUCCGUCUCCGAGUUUACAACGUCUUCAAGGGCUGGCUGGAGAGCCACUGGUCUAGCGACAGCGAUUCGGCUGCCCUCGGUGUUAUCUUGGCUUUUGCCACUGGAAAGCUUAGGGCUGCCAUGCCUGCUGCCGGCAAACGACUAGCGGAACUGACGUCCAAGGUUACUGAAGUGAGAGCGGGUGCACUUCUUGUUCCCCGCUUGGUUUCAUCGAUUGGAAACACUUCAUACACACUUGCCGACACCAAUGUCCCGGCGCCAAUCAUUAGCAAGAGCCAGCUCAAUGCUCUCCGGGCUAGCAAGGAGGGAAAAGCACAGUGCACCAUUCUCGACUUUGAUCCUAUGGAACUCGCCAGGCAGUUCACCAUUAUUGAAUCAAAGCUCUUCUGUGCCAUUCAGCCAGAAGAGCUCCUUGCUCUGGAGUGGACCAAGAAGAAGGAUUCCAAGGCACACAAUGUCAAGGCAAUGUCCACCCUGUCGACGGAUUUGGCAAACUUGGUUGCCGACACCAUCUUGAACCUGGAGGAUGCUAAGAAGCGCGCCAUUGUCAUCAAACAGUGGGUCAAGAUUGCAGUAAAGUGCUUGGAGUUGCACAACUACGAUUCGCUCAUGGCCAUCAUCUGCUCGCUCAACUCUUCCAUGGUCAUGCGCCUGAAGCGGACGUGGGAGCUUGUAUCGGCAAAGACCAAGGCUCGCCUGGACGAGUUGAAGGCGAUUACCGACGUCGGGCGCAACUACGCCGUGCUGCGACAACGCCUUCAGGACCACAUUGCCCCGUGCAUUCCUUUCGUCGGCAUCUACCUCACAGACCUCACCUUCAUCGACGUUGGCAACGGUACCACACGACAGCUCCCCGGCGACUCGGGAUCUGACAGUGUCUCCGUCAUCAACUUCGACAAGCAUAUGAAGACGGCCAAGAUUAUCGGCCAACUCCAGUCAUUCCAGGUUCCCUACCGACUAGCUGCCAUCCCAGAGAUGCAGGAGUGGAUGGAGGGCCAGAUUCAGCGCAUGCAUGCGAGCGAUCAAGCCAACGUUCAAAACUACUACCGCCGAUCGCUGCUUCUGGAACCGCGAGAAGCUCAGCACUCGGCAAGAGGCUCGCCGUCCAUCGAUAACAGUGCUCAAGCCAACUCCCCGGUCGAAGCGCGAACCAACUCCAAGGACAAGUUCGAGUUCCUCAACUUCAACUUCUCAACAUCAAACCUCAAGGGUUCAUAGACUUGUGCACUGUGCUGCAGUGUAUUUGUUCUUGUCAGCCACAUUCUCUGGUUCUACCCAGAUUCACACACGGCGGGCACUUUGUCAUUCACAUACGUUAAUAUUUGUGUUUUAUUGCGUUUAUUCUUGUCCAUGAUGUCUUGGACACUUACGACACCAAUGCCGGAGUCUCUUUUGUUUGUUCUAUACCACUUUAGCGAUUUUCCUUUUUUUGGGUGACGUUUGUCUUUUUCGGCGGUAGAUGAUAGGCAUCUGCACAGCAUCUGUUAUCUUUUGCAUAGCCAUUUAGGCCUUGGUUCUUGGCGUUAAAAAAAAAAGAGGAAAGAGCCGUCACGGCAAAGGGUGCAUUGCCGUGGUGGCAGGAAGUAGAAUCUCCAGGUUGAUGCGGGAAGAGAAAAGUAUUUUCCUAUAAGUAGUCCAAGUACUAGUGCGGCAUCAGAAGUCGAUUAAACUCUGUUGCGAA